UGAGCUGCAGUCAAGAGAUCCGUAGCUGCGCUGGCUGGAGGUAAAAGUCCUCCACUCUCAGCGGGCCUGGGGCCGCAGGAAACGGCGAGGCUGCAGUGGGGAUCUGGAAGCUGAGAGAAACUGUAUGUGUCUGCGUUAACUUUAGGUUUUAUAUGUGUGUUACUUUGACCUAAACGUACGGAGUCGGCGGUUUUCCCCCUCAAAGAAAAGAAAAGUAGUCCUAGGAGUGUGGCCCAACAUCCGUAAACAGUGAGGAGAGCCGCUGGGACAACAGCGUCGCCCCGGAUCAGGAAGGUGACAGAAGUGCAGAGGGCAGCGAGAGGCCCUUGAUUGUCCCGGGAGAAUGAAGAGAUUCCGGCGACAUGGGCAUGACACUCAGAGGGACAAACUCAAGCAGGAGCUCUACCAGUUCAAUAAGACUGUAGAGCAUGGCUUCCCCCACCAACCGAGUGCUCUAGGCUUCAGCCCUAGUCUGGAGCUCCUGGCCAUUGGUACCAGAUCUGGAGCCAUCAAACUCUAUGGAGCUCCAGGGGUUGAGUUUAUGGGACUGCAUGAUGAGAAUGCUGCAGUCACACAGGUGCACUUUCUCCCACGACAGGUUGAGCUUGUGACUUUAUUGGAUGACAAUAGUCUGCACAUGUGGACACUUCGAGCUCAUAAAGGUGUAUCAGAGCUGUUGGAGAUUGGACGCUUUACGCUCACCGGUCCUCCUGGUGCCAUUCCUAGCGUGACGCGAGUGACUGCCGUCCUGGCCCAUUCUUCAGGUGAGCUGCUUCUGCUGGGCACUGAAGGUGGCCAUGUGUUCGUAGUGGAGGUGCCUGGCUUUAGGGAGCUAGAGGAGAACAACAUCAGUGUGGAGGAUGUUCAGAGCAGAGUUCCAGAGGAAUAUGUAGGCCGCAGGAACCUGGAGUGUGUGGAGGCUCUACAAGAGAAUCCUCUCAACCCCCGGCAGGUCUUGAUAGGCUAUAGCCGAGGUCUUAUGGUUCUUUGGGACCUCGAUCGGCGGUGUGCCAUUCAGCACUUCCUGGGCACACAGCAGCUGGAAAGUGUGUGGUGGAUGGAGGAUGGAGGAAACAUUCUUAGUUCCCAUAGUGAUGGCAGCUAUUGCCAUUGGACUGUGACUGGAAAGGAUCCACAGACUGAACCAGAGAAACAAGAGACCCCUUAUGGGUCCUUUCCAUGCAAAGCCAUUUCCAAAAUUCUACAAAUAUCUACAAGACAAGGUCCCCCGUUCCUAAUCUUCAGCGGUGGUAUGCCAAGGGCCAGCUAUGGAGACAGGCAUUGUAUCUCUGUCAUACACAGCAAGACACAUGUAGCACUGGACUUCACUUCCCGCAUUAUAGACUUCUUUGUCAUCAGAGACGGAGAGCGCCACAGAGGUGAUCCCAGUGCUCUGGUGGUGUUGGUGGAGGAGGAACUGGUGGUGGUGGACCUGCAGAGUGAGGGAUGGCCGGUGAUCCAAACCCCUUACCUAGUGCCACUGCACUGCUCAGCAAUCACCUGUUCUCACCAUGUCUCCUCCAUCCCUCUCAAACUGUGGGAGAGAGUCCAGGCUGCCGGCAAAGUGCAGAACACACACUACUCAAAAAAGCCUUGGCCAAUAAAUGGAGGCCAGAAUCUUGCCCCAGACCCUCCCCAGAGAGACUUGUUGCUGACUGGUCAUGAAGAUGGAACAGUGCGUUUCUGGGAUGCCUCGGGGGUCUGCCUCUAUCCCAUGUACAAGUUGAGCACAGCUAUGGUUUUCCACACGGACGCAGACCCUAAUGACAACAUGAACCAGGGGACUGAGGGCGAAUGGCCACCCUUUCGCAAGGUGGGCUGCUUUGACCCAUACAGUGAUGACCCCCGACUUGGAAUUCAGAAGAUCCAUCUGUGUAAAUAUAGUGGUUACCUGACUGUAGCAGGAACUGCAGGACAAAUCCUAGUGCUGGAGAUAAAUGAUGAGGAAGCUGAGCAGACAGUGGAGGCUACAGUAGUGGACCUGCUGCAGGGACAAGAAGGUUUCCGCUGGAAGGGCCAGGCACGUCUGGACCUCCGGGAGGAGCCUGUAACAUUUCCCCCAGGAUUCCAGCCCUUCGCUCUGGUGCAGUGCCAGCCCCCUGCAGUGGUCACAGCAAUUGCCUUGCAUUCAGAGUGGAAGUUGGUGGCCUUUGGGACCAGCCAUGGUUUUGGUGUUUAUGACUACCAGCAGAAGAACAACGUCAUGGUCAAGUGCACUCUCAACCCCAAUGACCAGGUGGCUCUAGAGGGGCCACUGUCUAGAGUGAAGUCCAUAAAGAAGUCUCUUCGGCAGUCUUUUCGCCGAAUCCGCAGAAGCAGAGUCUCCAUGCGCAAACACAAUCCCACCAAUGCAGCCAAGCUGCAUGAGAUCAAUGCACGGUUAGAGGCAGAAGCUCUGCAAGAAAUGGAGUUGGCACCAGUCCAGAGGAAGAUUGAAGCUCGCUCUGCUGAUGACUCCUUCACAGGCCUCGUCAGGACCCUCUAUUUUGCUGACACAUUCCUCAGUGACAGCUCUCAAAGCACACCCUCUCUGUGGGCGGGGACUAAUGGCGGUGCUGUCUAUGCCUACAUGCUACGCCUCCCUCCUGUAGAACGAAGGAUGGAUGAUCAACUGACAGCUUAUGCAGCUAAAGAGAUUCAGCUGAUGCAUCGUGCUCCAGUUGUAGGCUUGGUGGUUUUGGAUGGGAGGGGAGCUCCACUGCCUGAACCACUGGAGGUGGCACAUGAUCUUGCCCGCAGCCCUGACAUGCAGGGUUCUCACCAACUGCUCGUCAUCUCAGAAGAGCAGCUAAAGUUAUUCAAUUUGCCUAAAGUGAGCAGCAAAGCAAAGCUUAAACUGACAGCAAUUGACGGUUCUCGAGUGCGUCGAGCCGGAGUGGCCUGGUUUGGCAGCAGUCGAGUGGAGGACUAUGGAGAGAGCAGCUUGGUGGUGUUGACCAAUCAAGGCGAGCUACAUGUGAUCUCUCUGCCGUCAAUCAAAAUGCAAGUGCACUACCCCUGCAUCCGAAGAGAGGAUGUGAGUGGAAUUGCGUCCUGUGUCUUCACCAAACAUGGCCAGGGGCUCUACCUGAUCUCUCCAUCAGAGUUUGAGCGCUUUUCUCUCUCUGCACGCUGGGUGGUGGAGCCACGCAGCCUAGUGGAGCCUCCCACCCAAACCAGACCCACAUCAACCUCAAGCCAAGCUCACCAAGACCAACCUGAUGGAGUGACUAAUGAACACAGAAACAUUAGAAGGAACAGCGACAGCUAUGAAAACUCUGCUAGACAAGUAAUGGAGCAUGCUUUGCUGAAUGAUGAGAAUGUGCUUCAGGAGAUUCAAAAAUCACUAGAAGGAGAUCAGAUGUUUUUGGAAAACAGUCUGAAGACUAAGCCAACACCAAGCAAGAUGCUGAGUAAUGGAGAUUAAGCCUUGUAACCUGUGCCUGAAACGUCCACUCCGGCCUUGCUGAAGACCUGAACACUACUGCUAGUACCACUACUGAACUAUGUGAAGCCCUGGAGAGAGGAACGCCUGCUACACCGUGGGGUGUCAAGGGGACCACCACCUGUGCCUGCCAAGACCAACCACUGUAUCUCCUAUUCCAUAACAACGACCGGCCCCAGCAUCAGCCUCUAUCUUUCAGCAUGCCCCUUCCGCUCCUGUGGGGCUGCAGCUAUGCCAUCUCAGUGUUGAAGGGCAUAAGACUGGUGGCAGGGGCAUUCCUUUUUUAUUUUUUAUUGUUUUUAUCUGUUAAUUUAAAUUGUUACACGCAUGAUUUUUGUAAGUGAUUUGAAGACCUCAAAAUCUACAUAAAUAUUGUGUCUCACAAGGGAAAAGAUACCAAGAGUUAUUGGAUGGGAUUUAAAACAUGAAGACGAAGCAGUCUUAGGACUUGUACUAAAGUGCUAAAAACAAUGAAGAGUCCUGAUGAACCACAUGUAUAACAAAUACUCUUACUAAGUACUCUAAAAGAAGUAGUAAUGCCUUUUCUUCCGUCCAGGCAACAAAAAAAAAAAAGAGAGAACAGUGUGUGUAGUUGAUGUAGGUACUUUUUCACUACUGUGUAGCACAUAUGCUGUAAUUUUUAGGGGGUACAACUUUCUAAGGGGCUUGGUUUUUAAUCUUUUUUUAUUGUCAGCUUUUUAUGCCAGUUAUGCAUACUGUAAUUUAGGAAUGUAAUUUUAAGAGAUUGUAGUCAAAUGUUUAAUAUAUAUGUAUAUGAAAAUCUGUACCUUGUUAAUGGUGGACUGUAUUUUCUGAUUAAGGAAAUAUUUUGGUACUGUCUCUUGAAAUGCUCUCAGCAUUUCUUGGGUCUAGAAUAUAUUUUUGUAGUUAAUUGAUCAUGUUAAAGAACACUACCAUUUGUAAUUUGACACUACCAUCAAGUCUGCUGAGUAAAUUUUUAAACUUUUCACCACAA
Astyanax mexicanus (Mexican tetra) is the source of this 4400-nucleotide messenger RNA. It is a transcript of the gene llgl2, whose product is annotated as LLGL scribble cell polarity complex component 2. Gene Ontology annotation, molecular function: GTPase activator activity; myosin II binding. The coding region runs from base 344 to 3406 and encodes 1020 amino acids. Gene Ontology annotation, biological process: establishment of spindle orientation; regulation of establishment or maintenance of cell polarity; cortical actin cytoskeleton organization. The transcript is spliced from 26 exons. Gene Ontology annotation, cellular component: plasma membrane; cytoplasm; cortical actin cytoskeleton. The record is from RefSeq and is a predicted model, not a curated record. Lineage: Eukaryota; Metazoa; Chordata; Actinopteri; Characiformes; Acestrorhamphidae.